Messenger RNA from Chlamydomonas reinhardtii, 2150 nucleotides. RefSeq lists its product as uncharacterized. The coding region runs from base 243 to 1181 and encodes 312 amino acids. The transcript is spliced from 5 exons. The record is from RefSeq and is a predicted model, not a curated record. Lineage: Eukaryota; Viridiplantae; Chlorophyta; Chlorophyceae; Chlamydomonadales; Chlamydomonadaceae.
CACCACAUCAAGAAACAAGUUUUCAAGGGGCAUCCCCUUAUCAAGCCAGAAGGUCUUGCUGAGCUAGGGCGCAUUUCUUCCCAUAGACAUUCUUACACAUCCUUGAUUGCGUGACUUCGAGUAGUACAUUGCGUUGAACCUGCCAAGGUAUACGUAGAAAGCAACUGGGUGGGCACCACAGCAGAUCUUUGGCAUUAUUUUGUGUGCUUGGUUCGAUAAGGGCAGGGUUGUGAGCCGGAAGGAUGGCGUCGUCAGCAACACAAAGCUGCAUAAGUCUGGCACCGAGAGCGCCUCUGCAGAUUGCGCCUCAGGUCGUGAUUGGCACCGUGGACGUCGCCGCGAUUGGGGCGCGCGUGCUUCUAUCGCUACAGCCCCCCUCCGGCUGGACCGUGAGCGAGACGGGCGUGGAUUUGGUGGGACUGCUGCAGCCUGGGGACGCGUCAGGACUCCGGCCUGUGCUGACGGCGGCGGCAGUGGCAGCAGCAUCCACAGGGGCGGCGGCUGAGCAGCAGCCCAGCAGCAGUGGAAGCGGAGGAGAUGGCGCCGCGCCGCUGCUGGUAGUGCGCAACAUGGUGCCGCCGGGCAGCGCCACGCCAGCGGUGUCGCUGGUCGUGCUGAACGCCGCCCUGCCGGAGGGCGACCAGGCAGAGGUGGCGGCGGCACUCGUGGACCUCAUCACGUUAGGCGGCAGUAGCAGCGGCAGCAGCAGCGGCAGUAGCACGGCGCCCAACGUUGUGGUGGCGGCGGCGAUGCUUUUGCAGCAGCUGUCCAAGCCCGCUCCGCUGUACCAGCACCUGCUCAACGGCGCCAAGCCGCUUGGCGGCGCCGCGGCAGCGGCAGCGCACCCGCUGCCCACCGCUGAUGCCGGUGCUACUGCGGGAGUGGCUGCGGUGGCUACAGCCGGGGGGCUGCGGGUGCGGGACGGGCAGCUGGCGGCGCUGCUGCAUGUGCUGGCGGUGGGCGGCGAGGCGGCGGCGUGCCUGGUCGUGCCGGGCACCAAGCCGGCCGCCUCCUCACCCCUGGACCUGCCGGAUGCCGUGUCAGCCUGCGACACGCUGGGGGCGGCGCUGGCAGCCGCCACAGGUCUGUCGUACUCGCCUGGGGCGUGCCGUGCUGUGACCGCCUCGUACAAGUGGUUCGUGCCGGAGCGUACGGCAGGCAGUGACGUGAUGUACACGUGAGGGCCGGGGCUGGGGAGGGGGGGUAGUUUCUUCCAAUCCCAAGUAAACCAAGACCAAGCAGCAGCCCGCAGAGUAUGAAGGAGGUUCGGCCCUUUGGGGUGGGCACUCAUGUGGGGGCUGUGGGGAGGUGUGGGAGCUGUGGGGUCUGCGGGUAUGGAGCGGUUUGCGGUGUGUUGGCGCGGUGCGGGGCGGAGGGGGGAAGGGAAGCGCGGCGCACAGGGUGCUGUGGGCUGCCCUGUGGUGGCGCAGCGCUCGUGCACGGCCGGGUUUGGGCUGGCGCUUGACUGCCUCAGGCAUCAUGAUGCUACUGGUACAUCACAUGGGCGAUGGUACAUGCGGCAGCAGUGCCAGCCGGUACCGGGGAGGGGGGGGGAGGGCAGAUGCUGCCACGGGGGCCUUGAUGCGCCUGACAGGUGAGUCAACCGUGUGUGAGAGCCACGGGCUGGGCGGCCUCUGCAGUCUUUGUAACUACGCGCUAUGAAAUGCUGUAUCCUUUUUACAGCAAGCUAAUCAGGGCGCGGUGACAGUUACGCGCUGCAAGAAAAGUCGCGAGCAGGACGUACGCGCGCUGCUGACUUUAUCCAGGCUGUGGCUUCCUGGCUGUCCCUAGGGCUGUAUUUGAUGGUUAUUGUUUAUUGUUAUCAGCUCUUAGCUAUGCUGAGUUGGAUCUGCGAAGUCCACUGCUCACGUUGGUUGGUAACCGGGAUGAUACCCAAGUAGUGUUAGGAUGGGCGCCUAAGCCGCGCAUUUGAGUAGUUCGCGCCACGCGCCUGUAGAGUGUGCAUUAAUGCUGAAAACUCAAGGUAUCACCUAGUAUCGAUUUGGGGCCUCCGCUGCGCGAGAGCAUUCUCAUCACCUAGAUACCCGCGAACAUCAGGCGGGUCUUGGUAAUAAUUCCAAGCGACGCCGGCCGAGCGGAGUUUGCUUCUUUCUGAAUCAGCUUUGUUACUCACUUGCAUUAACAUGUGU